Molecule: messenger RNA, 712 nt
Organism: Anthonomus grandis grandis
Lineage: Eukaryota; Metazoa; Arthropoda; Insecta; Coleoptera; Curculionidae
Exons: 3
Coding region: 93-575 (160 amino acids)
Source: RefSeq, a predicted model, not a curated record
UCACAAGUUUUGAAAAAAAUUGAAAAAAAUGCAUUAUUUAUUUGAAUUUUCUAGUUUGGGUGUGGGUAAGUAGUAACUAUAUAAAGAGAAUUAUGACCUAUGGGUAUGUACCAUUCGUGUCCCAGAAUUCUUUUAGAAUAACAGCCAUGCAAGCUCUGUUCGUAGCAGCCCUUUUCGGCGUCCUCGCCUACGCCUCGGCCGGCGGCCUCGGCCUCGGUUUGGCCGGAAGUGUUGACGGUGGCGCCAUCCUUUCCGGACCCUCCGGAGUAGUCCAAAGGGGCGGAUUGGCCGCGGUCGGACCGAUCGGAGCUCCCGGAGCCAUCAUUGCCGGAGCCGCACCCGGAGCCAUCUUGGCCGGAGGACAUGGCCUUAUUGGAGGCGGUGCAGUACUUGGCGGUGCCGGUCUCGGUUUGGGAGGCGGUUUGGGAUUAGGAUUGGGCGGCAUCGCCAAUCCCGGUUUGGCCGCCAAAGUUUUAGGCCUCGAAGGAUCCGGCAUCGAAGGCCAAUGGAUUCCAGACAUCAACGAGAAAUUGCACGACGACGGCAGCUACAAACCCCACGUGUACGGCCUUUAAAUAGUAGCGAAAUCAUAAAUUUAUUUUCUUUGAUUAUUAUUGACUGACUUGCGUGCAUAUUAUUGGCCUGACAUUGAUGAUGUGUACCAUUUUUUUAAAAUAUAAAGGUGUAUCAAAAUAAAAUUUAAAAAAUUCUA